AUGAAGACCGCUUUUCGCCGCUUGGUACGCUUCAAGACCUCUGAAGGGAAGAUCAAAUAUGGAGAGGCACCUUCUGAGGGUGCAUCAGUCGGUGAUGUGAUCAAAACCUACAAUGGCACUUUUCCUUGCGAACUUGAACCGUCGGACGAACAAGCCGUGGUCGGCGAGAUUCUGUGCCCACUGGCCUCCACGCCCAUCUUCUACGGCAUCGGGUUGAACUACAAGGGACACAUAGCCGAAGCCAAAUAA
This is a messenger RNA of Exophiala oligosperma, 249 nucleotides long. RefSeq lists its product as uncharacterized. NCBI's taxonomy places the organism in Eukaryota, Fungi, Ascomycota, Eurotiomycetes, Chaetothyriales, Herpotrichiellaceae. The record is from RefSeq and is a predicted model, not a curated record. Bases 1 to 249 code for a protein of 82 amino acids. The transcript has 2 exons.